Aspergillus luchuensis is the source of this 1755-nucleotide messenger RNA. RefSeq lists its product as uncharacterized. Bases 1 to 1755 code for a protein of 584 amino acids. The record is from RefSeq and is a predicted model, not a curated record. NCBI's taxonomy places the organism in Eukaryota, Fungi, Ascomycota, Eurotiomycetes, Eurotiales, Aspergillaceae. Gene Ontology annotation, molecular function: protein dimerization activity. The transcript has 2 exons.
AUGGCCCAAUCUACAAUCUCAUUUGCCGGAGCAUUGAAAGACCAACUUGAUUAUCUAAUUGGAAUGUCAAUCUUCACAAAUGCGAGACCUUUUUCGUUAUUCGAUGACAUCUACCUACGCAGACUCCUCCGCAAGUUGAAUCCAGACUACACUCCACCAGAUCGACAUAGAAUCAGUGGUGAUACCCUUGGUAAAUGCUACGAACGUCAACGCAUCCUCGUCCUACAAGAACUACGGAAUACUCGCUACUUGAACAUCACUAUCAAUGAAACAACAAAUAUCACUAAUGAUCGGAUGGUCACGCUUUCUUUCAAUCUACGCGAUAAAAGUCUGUUCUACUGCCUUGAGAAUUUUGGAGACUGUGUUUUCGAUGCACAAGCUGUUGCAGAUUGGAUAUAUUCAAAGAUGGAAUCAUUUCUCGCUGCCGAAGGCAGUGUAGGUGAUUGGAACAGACUAAAUUCAUUAUCUACAGAUGCUACUGCUACAAUGAGAUCUGUCUGUCAAAUCCUCUCAGAAAAGCCCGAACUACGGCAUCUUUUCUGUAUACCAUGUGAUUCACAUGGUCUUCAACUUAUCAUUAAAGAUCUCCUCCAUCUACCUCGCAUCCACGAAGCAUUCAGUGUUGCUACUAAAAUCGUUACAUAUUUCCGAUCUUCGGCAAAGCAACUCGCAUCUCUUCGGACUUUUCAACAGCAAAUAUACUCAGAGGCACGGUCAUUACUUGCUGCAGUAAUUACUCGCCAGGGAUCACAAUAUGACAUGCUUUAUUCGAUAAAGCGUUCAAGUGAGGCAUUAAAAGCAUGGGCUGUUGCUGCCUUGUCAUCUGGAGAUGCCAAAGUAUCAAUUAUACAGAUAAUCCUAUAUCGAAAGGAUCUGUGGCUUGAGAUUGAUAACUUAUUGGCACUUCUAGAACCUCUACACAAAGCUCAGAAGGCAUCUGAAGCCCAGAAUACUGACAUCAUGAUGGUCACAAAGCGUUGGCUAGAUUUGCAGGUACAUUUCGAAGCUCAAAUAAUGGUCUCAUUAUUUGGUGAAGAUAUUCGAUCCUACUUGUUCAACGAAAACAGCAGUUGGUUUAAUCGAUUUAAUCGUCAGGUAUCACCACUUCACUGGGCUGCCUACUACCUACAUCCACAGAAUGCUGGUGAUGAUGUUCCUUUACCGAGCAAUAUUAUCAGCGCGUUGGACAAAGUAAUCGAAAAGUACGCUGGUGAGGGAGGCGUCAAUAGUUUCUACUACUUCCGCAACAAGGAAGAAGGAUUCUACGCACCAGAUAUCUGGAAGCAAAAGCGCCCACUAGAUUUCUGGCUUCGAGCAAAGGAUAUGGCCCCUGACCUUGCUCAAUUCGCUAUCCGACUCUUCAAUACAACCGCCAAUUCAGUUGCUGCAGAAAGAACAUUCGGUGCAAUGAAACUUCAACAUACAAAACUACUCAAUCAUCUCAAUCCUAAGCAAACUGAGCGACUCGUUUUCCUACACAUGAACACGCGGGCUUUAGAGGCAGCAGAGGGCAAGGGGAACAAGGAUAUCGACCUCGUUGAACCCGAUAUCCUUGAUCAGGAAGAGAUGGCAAGGACCCAGAUAUUUCAGGAUACCACUCUACUUGAUGAUCAAGUAGAAACACCACGAUCUAAUGAUCACGAGGCAGAUGCUGCUAGAUCUUUGCCUCUUGCACCUCCUCAGGUGCUUGGUAAGCGGCCGUGGGAGGCCCAAGCAUCUGAGCCAAUCCCAAAGAGGAAACUAGCAUCUGUUUGA